AUGGAGUUGAGUGGAGCUUUGUUUUCAGGUUUGAUUGACCAUAUUUCUAAUUCUUGGGAUCAAGAUAUCUUAUCUGACAUUUUUAUACCUGAGAAUGUGACUCGUAUUUCUAGGAUCCCUGUUAGUCCGGAUUAUGAGGAUUCUUGGUACUGGUUGAGUGAUCCCAAGGGGUGUUAUUCAGUGAAAAGUGGCUAUAGACACAUUGUUGGAACUUUUGAGUGCAACUCGGAUAAUUUUGAUAAAUGGGUUGCUUUAUGGAGUUUGAAAGUUCCCCCCAAAUGGAGGACCUUCUUAUGGAGAGCUCUGAGUGAUAUCCUCCCUACUACUACAAAUUUGCUUUUAAAGAGAGUUGAAGUGAAUUCCUUGUGCCCUAUGUGUGGUCUUGAUCAUGAGAAUGUUAUGCAUGCACUUGUUUUAUGUGAUUAUGCUAGGCUUGUUUGGCACAAGUCUUCUUUGCCCAUCACAAAUAUUGAUGGUGAUACUUUUGCUAUGUGGCUCAAGAAUGUGAUGCUUUCUAUGAGAGGAACAAAUUGGACUGGUAGCUGCUGUUUAUGUAACUUUUGGCAUUCAAGGAAUCGUGUCGUGUGGGAGCAUUCGUUGCCUCGGCCUAGGAACACGUGGAGUGCGGCAGUCUCCUUGCUGCAUGCUUAUCGCCAAGUCCACCUGCGACCUCCACCACCGCCAGCCGAUAUCGUCGAACCUGUGGCACCUCCUCCUCGGCUGCGCUGCUUCUUCGAUGCGGGGUACAAGCCGCUCACGGGAGAAGCCACGUUCGGGGCUGUUUUGCUAUCACACAAUGGCACGUUCGUGGCGGCAUGUAAUGGUAAGCUUGUGAGUUACUUCUAA
Molecule: messenger RNA, 846 nt
Organism: Ipomoea nil (Japanese morning glory)
Lineage: Eukaryota; Viridiplantae; Streptophyta; Magnoliopsida; Solanales; Convolvulaceae
Exons: 1
Coding region: 1-846 (281 amino acids)
Source: RefSeq, a predicted model, not a curated record